Messenger RNA from Candidula unifasciata, 2241 nucleotides. The record is from the annotation of a GenBank genome assembly. Lineage: Eukaryota; Metazoa; Mollusca; Gastropoda; Stylommatophora; Geomitridae.
AUGGGAGUUCAAGACAAGAAAACCAGGAAACCGCUGGUCCAGGGUAGACUGCUGGCCGACACUACAACAUUCGACUCCAAGGGUGAAUUUCAAGAUGACCCCACUAUGUUGCCAGCCAAGUCGUUGCCUGUGUUGACGGAGAGUGUAUCCUCACGGCCGGAACCUCUCCAGUGCCUGGACCUCUCAGACACUGAAACCGACGUGACAUAUGGUGCCAGAGCUGGAUCAGUAGUGGUGUUUGAUGCCUCUGCCCUGGGCGACCCAUCGUCUGGUGCUGCGGUGGAUGUGGUCCUGGCUUAUGAACAUUCGCCUGCCAGGAUUAUAUGUCACACACCGGGGAAACUCCAGCACUCUCUCCGUCAUGAGAGAGCCACUGAUGUCUCUGCUUUGUGUGCUGGUGACGGUCCAAGCAUCUCUGUAACAGUGGACAGGGUGCUGACAGUUGCUGGCUCCACAGCAAAGACUGAACACUACCAAAGCCUGCUUGAUGAUCAGGAGAAUCUAAACAAGGUCGGAAGUUUCCGCGGCAACAGAGGCAUCAUUGAAGAAAUUCUGAUGCAAGAGUUGGGCAGCAGUAAUGUGGAAGCCAUUUCUCUUCACAGCGAAACUAGCCCACUGGCAGCCCAGCAACCGACAACUGGUGCUCUCCUACCAAACUCCCAGCAGCAGCCAAACAACAAGAAGAUUCUAGAUUUUCUCUCUACAAAUGUUUCCCACAAUGGAGAUCCUUCUUUAAAUAAUUCUGUUUUCACUAGGUCAUCUCAAGAUCAGCACAGGAAACAUAAAAUGUGUGCAGAUAAUCAAACGCCAUUUUUCCCUCAGCCAAAGUUUGAUGACUCUGACACUUCAGUUGACCAGAUACCUGUCAAAGACAGCAUCCAAAAUCAGCAGGCCAAGUUGCAUGAUGAUUCGUCUGGCUCUGAGACAUGCUCACUGCACGAAUAUGUGACUCCACACAAACUACACAACAAAGCAGUGAGCCUCAGCAAACUGGAAUUAUCUGCCAAACCUGUGCCAGACACAGAACCAGCUCCUGCUCUGGCAUCCACAAAGAAAAGGAAACUGAGGAAAGUCACGUCUCGCUACCUGCUGAGUUCAGUCAGCAGAAAUACGGCAGAGAAUAAGUUAGCUUCAAAAAGUUCUAGCAUGGAAGCAUCAGUGCUGAAGUCACAUUCAAGAUCACAAACAUCUGCUUCAGCAGUGGGCAAACAGACAAGAGAGAAGCAGCAUGUGGACAUGAAAGCAGAACUACGAACAAGGAAGGCUGCCUCUGGAAGGUCGACCAGAACUAAUAAUAUGCCCACAAAAAGCACAAACACACAAACACUGCAGUCACCUGAUAGUCCCCAAGAGGCCAUACGGUCGUCCCAUGAGUUCCCCAACACAAAACAGAAAACAUCUACACCUACACAUGAUCAGACCUGUCACUUGUCCUCGCAGGACAUUGAUGCCUCAGCCAUCCACUCUGUGUCAGCAGUCUCUAUCAACACUACCGUGCCUAGCUUCUACCCAGCUGCUGCAGCAAACAAGGCCGCAACAGAUACUGGUGCCAAAAACUUGAUGACACAAACAGUCUCAAACAAAAGAAAUGCCCACAGACCUAGCGCUGAUCCCACGAGCUCCACCUCCGACACAUCUCAGCUUCAGCUGGAUCUGGAGCACACCAGGUAUCUACAGUGGGCAUUCAUGAACAGCAAGGUCAGUAAACUGUUGCAGGAACAAGAGAAGGAUGCAGCUGCACACCUCCAUGCUCUGUGGAAGGUUGUAGAAUCAAGAAGAGAAGACAAUGUCCGGCUGCAGAUGGAUGUAGCCAGGCUUCAGCAGAUUAACUUACUGGAGACUGUUCUUGACAAAACUGAGCCUGACCUGGACACUGUGGUCUCAUUGCUGCCCCAGCUGGAGGAAUACUACUGCAGAAUGAGCUCAGCCCUGGACACCACCAGGCACCAGCUGCCCACCAGAAACAUCUACAUCCCACAGGGAAGUGCAGAGCUGCAGGAGGAGUAUGAAGACAAGCUGGAGGCUGCCCUGACAGAGUCCGAACAACUGCUGACAGAACUGGAUGAGUUGACAGGGGACAAAGUGUUACCACUAGGCCACUACCUGGACUGUGUGGAAGCCAUCCAGAAAAAUGUGAUGUCUACAUUCAGUGAGCUUCAGGGCUCUCAGGUCGAUGUGGAUGUCCUCAAGGGACUGUCCACUCGGUUAACAUCACUGUCUAUACAGGAGAUGCAGCUGUAG